GAAUUACAGAAUCUCAAAAAAAGAAUUAAAAGACUUGAAGCAAGGAAGAAGACCGCAAACAGGCCAACUGUAAAUAAUGUGCAAAAGGUCAGGAAAACCAGAGAGGGUUUCCCAACAAUUCCCAACAGCAGCAAGAGGAGGGAAAUGAGAAAACUUGUAAGCCGUUUCCUGCACCAAGAUGAUGUCUCCACUGUUGUCAAUGGGAAAGCUGGAGAGAUAAGGCAAAAGGGACAAAUCUACAGAAAAAGGACCCUGUCUGACACCCUGGGUAAACUUCAUAGAAGAUUUUGUGCUGAGAACCCCGAGCAAUGUGUGUCCAAAGCCCAGUUCUUCAAACUGAGGCCAUUUUGGAUAGUUAGGCCCAAAGUCACAGACAGGGACACGUGCUUGCAAAAUGCAUGAGAACUUCGGCCUAAAAAUAAAAAAGUUGCAGCAGCUUGGGGUUCUCAAAACCGCAAACAUGAGAGACAUUGUAGAGUCCAGUGUGUGUGACUCAAACAACAUGUCCUGCAUGUACAGACGAUGCCCGGACUGCAAGGAAAAGACAUUUCCCACAUCACUGGAUCCUUCGACCCAAGGAAACAUUGUUACAUGGCAGGAGUGGGUAACAAGGUCUAUCAGCAUUGCGAAGACUGGCAAAGACGGAUCCAUUGAAAAGAAGGAUGUGAAAAACACUUUCCUUGAAAACAAGAACACUUCAAUUGAAAAGCUGGUGGCCAUGACAAUUGAGAAUCUCCCAAAUUUUGCAAUACAUCUAUUUAACAUAAAGCACCAAUUUGUGGCACUCAAAACUUUGAGAGAGACCCUCUCUGAGACUGAUGUGGCAGUACAUGUAGAUUAUAGUGAAAACUACAGCUGCAAAUACUCAUGUGAAAUCAAGGAGACACAUUUUGGAGGUGGAAACCAACAAGUAACCCUCCACACUGGAGUAGUCUACCUCAGCAGUGGCAGGGUGGAGUCCUUUGCAUCCAUCUCAAAGUGUCUUCAGCAUGAUGCCAAAGCAACAUGGGCUCACAUUGACCCAGUGAUGAGGAAAAUACGAGAAAAACAUCCAGAUGCCAGAAAUAUUCACUUUAUUUCAGAUGGUCCAACAUCCCAAUAUAGAAACAAGACGUCUUUCUACUUAGCUUCCACAGUGCCUUUCAUGCGAGGAUUUCAGUGGGUGACAUGGAACUUUACAGAGGCUUCCCAUGGUAAAGGUGCACCAGACGGAGUAGGCGGUGCCUUAAAGAAUCUGGCAGAUCGAAUUGUCGCCUAUGGAACAAGCAUUCCAGAUGCAGACACACUCUUUGAGCAGCUGGCAAAGAAUUCUUCUGUGACCCUCUAUAAGGUAUCAGAGGAAGACAUUAAGGCAAGCAAUGAAUUGGUUCCUACACAAUUGAAAUCAGUUCGGGGGACAAUGAAAAUUCAUCAACUUACAUCCACAAAACCUGGAGUCAUCAGCACAAGGGAAGUGUCAUGUUUUUGUGAGAAAGAUUGCCAAUGCUUUUCUCCAUGUGUCCAUACCUUCUCUGAAAGAGAGGAGAGCCCUGAUAACGCUGAAUCUACCAUAGAGGUUGGACAGUGGGUCCUUGUUGAAUAUGAUGCCGAGUUGUUCCCUGGCACAGUCACACAGGCCAACGGGACUUGGAAUAAAACAUUUAAAACUGCUUUGCUUAAUAAUUUUUUUUUACUACAUUGUUGAUGGACAAUACGAAGUGGACACUAUGAGCUGCGCAGGAGAAAACCGCUUCUUUGUCCCGAGCAUCCGAUUUCCUGGAGAAAGGGUCUGGUACUACCGCAAUGACAUACGGGACAUAAUUCCGGAACCACUUCCUGUUACCUCUUCAGCAAGACACUUCUGUGUUUUGCCUGAAAUAUGGGCAAGACACAGAAAAGUAACACAUCAGUGACUAAAAAUUUUACAAGUCUGAUUGGUCACAGCAGGCAUGCACCACUGGUCUUACGAGCUUGUGGAGUUGGAGUCUCUGAGAGAUCUUUGUUUGAAAUUUGUUGGACAGUUUCCAUUAGUUCAUUGUAUUUGAGAUGUUUUAUUGUGGGUACUGUAGGCUAUAUGAAAUGCUUCUUUUUAUGACCAAAUGUUUGUAGGUUAAAUGUUCAUAGAAAAUAUGAAUUGUUCAUGAAAAAUAGAUAUUGUAUGUUAAAUAUGUAAGUCAUCUGAACCCUUGCUUAUUUGUUAAUGUAUUAAACUGAUUAACUUUGCUAAAUCUCA
This is a messenger RNA of Trichomycterus rosablanca, 2212 nucleotides long. RefSeq lists its product as uncharacterized. The transcript has 3 exons. The record is from RefSeq and is a predicted model, not a curated record. Bases 395 to 1684 code for a protein of 429 amino acids. NCBI's taxonomy places the organism in Eukaryota, Metazoa, Chordata, Actinopteri, Siluriformes, Trichomycteridae.